AUGACAAAUACAGUUUUGAGGCCUGUAAUUUGGCAUCAAGUACAUCCAGAGAUAUAUCAAGCACGUAAUGUGUUUAGACAGAAAUUAAUGGUGCAAUUGAAAAAUGUUAAAAGUAAUUGGGUAGAUUUACCUGCAGCAAAGCAAAACUCAUAUAUAGAAAUUUUCGACCAAACACCACUACUGGAUAUGAAUCUUCCCUGUGUAACUAACAGAAUAUCUAUAGGUUUACCAAAUACUUCGACUGUAAAGGAAAUAACUGAACCAAGCAAUGACACUAAUCAAAUGAAUUGUAAAGGAGGACUUCUCCGAAUACGUCGCAAGAAAAUGAACAAACAUAAAUACAAGAAGCGAAAGAAACGAGACCGUGCUAAAAUAAGGAAAAUUUUAAUAGGCAGAGAACGUGUUCGAAAAAGAAAAAGAGCUAACAAAAAGAUGAUGUUGCAUAAAAAAGUUAAUCGAAUAUUAGAUCGCAAUCCAAAAUCAACAUAUCCUGAUCGUCCAUAUGUAGUACACAGACUAACUAAAUGGUGA
Hydractinia symbiolongicarpus is the source of this 531-nucleotide messenger RNA. RefSeq lists its product as uncharacterized. NCBI's taxonomy places the organism in Eukaryota, Metazoa, Cnidaria, Hydrozoa, Anthoathecata, Hydractiniidae. The transcript has a single exon. The coding region runs from base 1 to 531 and encodes 176 amino acids. The record is from RefSeq and is a predicted model, not a curated record.